CAUAAACUAUGACCGUUUUAAAUUAUAAUAAUAAAAGAUAGCAAUUGAAGACAAUAUCGAUAGCAUCGACGCCAAACUCAAAAUAGUCUUUGCCUGGCGCUGUGUAUUUAUAUUGAUGGGAUAAUGGAGCAGUACAAAUUAAUAAACGCCGAAUUGAUGGAUCAGGUGCAAAAGCAGCGAAUAACUAUUGGAGAAAUGCGUAAGGCUGAGGUAUUGCUGAAAAGGCAGUUGCUGGAAGAACGUGAAAUGCGUUUGGCAGACGCACAGUAUAACGAAAACAAACUGAAGUGCGCACUCAGGACGUUCAUGAACUCCCUGGAUGUGAAUUUGGACGGAAACGGUGAUUACCCUACAACGCGAACUUCAGCGGCAUCAGAUAAUGUUAGGCACAGCCACUACAGUAGUAGCCAAGCUUGCUCCGUGUUGCGCCGUUCCAGCGCCCUACUUCAAAGAAGUCUGGCCGUAUCCCCUACAAGACGGAGUCGGAGUCUAAGUUCUUGUAGUGUCACUAGCCAUGAGGAAAUGAAAGAGUCUAGUCCUAAAGAAAGAUUGGUAAUCGUCAGGAAAACACCAGAGCCACGGCACUUGGUAGAGCUGCAGGGAAACAUGGACUCGCCCGAUUGCCAAGAAGCAGGUCCAUCACCAGACCAGUUGCUGGUGUCUCCAACGCCAGUCGCUGAUAUGUAUUCUAUUAUUGAGGAGAGCGAUAGUGAGGAUAACACUUUGUCCUCGUCCCUUAAAUUGCAUGAGCCACAGAAACUAAGGGCCUCGAGUAGCAGCAUGGAGUUGUCCCCGUUGCCUCUGCGUGAUCUGACCAACAAAACAGAUAGUGUGAUUCCCAAUCUAAAGAUCACAAAAUCACAUUGUGUAGCGGCAUCCACUCAAGAUGAAACUGAGAACACUAUGAAAGAUCCAAGCAUAGAGCAUGGAAAAUGUGAUUUCCAGCAAAGUUAUCUUGCAGCUAGCCAAAGGAUUACAGCAGCGCACUGUAGAUCAUCGCGUGUCCACAAAAUUGACACUAAGAGCGACAGUCUGGAGCCAAGCAUAGAACAUGUAAGGCUGGCUGCUCAAACGAGUUCAUCGAUGCAUGUGAUUAUUCAGUGCCCCUCUCCAAAUGCGGGGCCAGCACUAACGCCACGCCGUAGUCAAUUAAACUUUAGCAAUUUCAACGGAAUAGCUAAUCGACCAGGCGAUAGCAGCACACCGAGGCGAGAACAAGAAACUUUAACUACUAAUUGGAAAUCUGCCUCUAAAACGGAAAAACCAAAACGAACAAACAGCGCAAAUAGCUUGGCGGAUCAAUCUAGGACUGACUGCUCGAUGUCUAGUCGUCCCAGUCGUAGCUGUAGGCCCAAGUCGCUUAAGGAACCCAAAUUAAACUCCAAAAUGCGAAAUGAGACACUAACCAAAUAAUAGUUUGCUUGAUAUUGAUAUUCAAAAAAGUGAGUUCAGUUGUGAGCAUUCUACGCCCUUAGAGAACCAUCGCCAGGAAGAUACUCUAAAGGGUUUUAUAGCAGCUUACAAAUAUAAAAUAUGUUAAUUAUAAAAUACAUUGGCAAAAGCAAUUAU
This is a messenger RNA of Drosophila novamexicana, 1569 nucleotides long. RefSeq names its product shugoshin-like. Gene Ontology annotation, cellular component: nucleus; chromosome, centromeric region. The coding region runs from base 124 to 1413 and encodes 429 amino acids. The record is from RefSeq and is a predicted model, not a curated record. NCBI's taxonomy places the organism in Eukaryota, Metazoa, Arthropoda, Insecta, Diptera, Drosophilidae. Gene Ontology annotation, biological process: meiotic chromosome segregation. The transcript is spliced from 3 exons.